GUGAAGAUUUGCACGGCUGCGGUUGUACUGACGUUGAAUGGACUCAAAUCUCGUUUGACGAUAUGGGGGUUGAACGAGAAAUCAAAAGUAUAUAAAGGAGAACCAAAUUCCACGAGAUUCUCAUUCUUCACAACUCACUCAACUCAAGGCAAAGAACGAAGUUGACAGCUCUACAAUCAAUCUUUUGAAUCGAUCUCCCGCAACGAACUUUUUGAAUAUCCAAAAAAAAAUGAAGCUCUCCAUUCUCUCCACAGGACUCGCAGUCCUUGCGCAGUUCGUCUCUGCUGCUCCAACACCAACUGAAGGUGAUGCUAUUGCUGAGCGUGCAAACAUCGCUAAGAGAGCUACUAUCACCGAUGUUGCCACUACCGGCUUUGCAACCCAAAACGGCGGAACCAAAGGAGGAGCCGGCGGCGCUACCACCACCGUUUCUACACUUGCUCAAUUCACAGCAGCAGUAACCAACGACGAAGUUGCAAGAGUCAUUGUCGUUAGCGGUACCAUCUCUGGUUCUGUCAAAGUCAGAGUUGGAUCCAACAAGACAAUCAUUGGAAAGAAAGGAGCUACACUCAUUGGAAUUGGUCUCUAUAUCAACAAAUCCACAAACGUCAUUGUGAGAAAUAUCAUUAGUCAGAAGGUUCUGGCUGCCAAUGGCGAUGCUAUUGGUAUCCAAGCAGCAAAGAAUGUUUGGAUUGAUCAUGUCGAUGUCUCCUCUGAUCUCAACAACGGCAAAGACUACUACGAUGGUCUCAUCGACGUCACCCACGCCUCCGACUGGGUCACCAUCUCCAACUCAUACAUUCACGACCACUUCAAGGCUUCUCUCAUCGGCCACUCUGACAACAACGCUGCUGAAGAUACCGGACAUCUCACCGUUACCCAACACAACAACUACUGGUCUAACAUCGGAUCUCGCACUCCAUCUUUCAGAUUCGGAACUGGCCACGUAUUCAACAGCUACUUCUUGAACGCCAACACCGGUAUUGACACCAGAGACGGUGCCCAAAUCUUGGUCCAAAGCAACGUUUUCAAGAAUGUCAGUGAGCCAAUCGCCGCGCUUUACAGUGAUGACACCGGAUACGCCAACGCAUUCGACAACGACCUCGGUGGAUACGCCAACACAGCCCCAGUCGGCAAAUUGACCACCACCUCCCUCCCAUACUCAUACUCCUUGUUAGGUAGCGGAAGUGUCGUUGCCGCUGUUGUAGGCUCUGCAGGUGCUACUUUGGCUUUGUAAACGAGCUAGCGAGCGACCGAACAAGCUGGAGAGUUCUGAUGAGAAGCUCAAAAGGUGUGUGGAGAUGACGGGACAGGGAUUUACGAGAUGCAGGGUGGUUUGUCGAAUGAAGUUGUUUUUAUUCUUAUGGAUAGGUAGUUUUUGGUGAAUGAAUGCAUCAAUGAAUGGGUGGAGAGAGGAAGGGACGUACAUAGUUUGGCA
This is a messenger RNA of Botrytis cinerea B05.10, 1438 nucleotides long. RefSeq lists its product as hypothetical. The coding region runs from base 230 to 1237 and encodes 335 amino acids. The transcript is spliced from 5 exons. Gene Ontology annotation, molecular function: pectate lyase activity. The record is from RefSeq and is a predicted model, not a curated record. Lineage: Eukaryota; Fungi; Ascomycota; Leotiomycetes; Helotiales; Sclerotiniaceae.